AUGGAUAAACCGCCUCACUUGGUGAUGCACUUUGGCAUGACGGGGUGGGUUCACAUUAGAGGGGAGCAGACAGCAUACACAAAUUACUACAAAAAGACGAAGGAUAGCGAGCUUAAAAAUUGGCCACCGAAAUUCUGGAAGUUCCAAAUCAAGACAGAAGGCAAGCCAGAAGUGGAGGUAGCCUUCACCGACGCCCGUCGAUUUGGUCGAGUUCGCCUGGUUGAUUGCCCUGGUGCGGAUAUCCGAAAAUACACUCCUCUUAAAGAGAACGGGCCAGACCCGGUCAUUGAUACUGAUAGAUUCACCGAAGAGUAUUUGCGUGGCAAGAUGCAGGCCCGUCACGUCCCGGUUAAAGCGCUCCUUUUAGACCAAGCCAUGAUCAGUGGCAUUGGCAAUUGGGUAGCCGACGAGACUCUGUAUCAAGCUAAACUUCACCCGGAACAGUACAGCGAUAGCUUCAGCGACGCUGAAAUCAAGAAGCUAUACGAAUGCAUUAGAUAUGUCUGCCAAACGGCGGUAGACAAGCUAGGAGACUCGGACCAGUUCCCAGAACAUUGGCUCUUCAAUCAUCGCUGGGGGAAAGGAGGCAAGGGAUCGUCAAGUAAACUACCCAAUGGCGAGAAAUUGGCGUUUAUUACCGUUGGUGGCCGGACGAGCUGCUACGCGCCAGAAGUACAGAAGAAGACCGGUCAAGUUGUACCUGGAGCAAAGGCUCAACCGAUCAAAGAUGAAUUAGACAAGGAGAUGUUGCCUGCAAAGAAACCUCGCAGAAAGAAGCUUGAACAGGAUGGAGUUGAUCGUGGCGAGCCGUUAACUAAGAAAAAGAAGACUAGCAUUGUAAAGAAGGAGGAGAAUGAGGUUAAGUCAGAGCCUGGUGUCUCUUCAGGGAGAAGGCGUUCCACUCGACUACGGAACUGA
Molecule: messenger RNA, 918 nt
Organism: Metarhizium acridum CQMa 102
Lineage: Eukaryota; Fungi; Ascomycota; Sordariomycetes; Hypocreales; Clavicipitaceae
Biological process (GO): base-excision repair
Cellular component (GO): nucleus
Molecular function (GO): DNA N-glycosylase activity; zinc ion binding; DNA-(apurinic or apyrimidinic site) endonuclease activity
Source: RefSeq, a predicted model, not a curated record